AUGUUUUUUUGUGAGAAAUUCAAAGAAAACAAUUACAAGAUAUCUUACGGUUACAGACAUAUAGUGAAUGCAAACGACGCGUACAGACACUACAUCUUCAUUGGAAAAGACUUCUGGCGAUUGAAACCAAACGACGUAAUGGACGACAAAUUCAAGACAGUGUCCAUCGAUGUGGAGAGCAGUGGACACAGCGAUUGGUUUGGAGCCGACUAUUCAAUGGCUAUCUGUCUGUUAUAUCUGUCAUAUGAUAACAUGGAUGCAAGACAUGAAGAAUACGGCAUCAGUGGACUCAUGAAGACGGGAAGUAAAGACAUUGAUUGGACUGUUUUGGACGCAAACCUCAACAUUAAUCGCAAUUAUAACCCAAAGGCCAAAUCGAUUGCUACCGACGCCCAGACAGCGACUAUGUCUUGGGUUAUGAAUUACGUGUAUAACCGAAAAAAUAGCACACAUCUGAGACACGUGUACUUCUGGGACGGAUCUAAGACACUGUCGCGUCAUUUCGCUGACUACAAGGACCCCGACCUCCCGGAAGGCAUUGACGAGAGACGCCAUUAUAAACUUUACGACCUAAUCCUCGCCAAUCGCAAAGAGUCUCCAGUGAUCGCAGUCUUAGGCCAAAGAGAUUUGAGACAAAUAAGUGACGAUUCAUUGAUUGUAUUGUUUCAACACAAACACGAGAUUAAGUAUUGUUACGCAGAUCUCAGUCUCGACAAAAUGCCAGAAGUGUGCGAAGACAAGAAUCUCAAGACACUCAUUGACUGCGAUCUUAAUCUUCCUCCGACACCGACUCCCACUCCAAGUGCCAGUCCCUCGACAUCCAAUUGGAUUGCAUUAGUGAUACUCGUUAUCCUUGUUGUUGUCAUAGUUGUGGUCAUGUAUUUUGUCUAUAAGUGGUUCACAAAACCCAAAACCGAUGACAAUUCUGGACAACAAAGCAACGCAUCGGCAGUCAGUGACGCCCAGAGAUCCGCACUCGUCACACAGAAGAAGGGCACGAGUGUUGUCCCAAACCCGACGACUCCUACAAAAUAAUAAUCUGAUUAUUAUUUUCAUUCAAUUCUUAUUGUUUUUAAU
Messenger RNA from Medioppia subpectinata, 1077 nucleotides. NCBI's taxonomy places the organism in Eukaryota, Metazoa, Arthropoda, Arachnida, Sarcoptiformes, Oppiidae. The record is from the annotation of a GenBank genome assembly.